This is a messenger RNA of Sorghum bicolor (sorghum), 4327 nucleotides long. Its product is annotated as probable LRR receptor-like serine/threonine-protein kinase At1g05700. The record is from RefSeq and is a predicted model, not a curated record. Lineage: Eukaryota; Viridiplantae; Streptophyta; Magnoliopsida; Poales; Poaceae. The coding region runs from base 1431 to 4136 and encodes 901 amino acids. Gene Ontology annotation, molecular function: ATP binding; protein kinase activity; protein binding. Gene Ontology annotation, biological process: protein phosphorylation. The transcript is spliced from 14 exons.
CUCUAGGCUAUAGGCCGGCCCCAUGGAAGCCCGCGUGUCGGGGCAACGGCCCAAUAUUCCUGGGCCGGCCCACUAAGAGGGUGGAGGGCUCGAGGCCAUGGUGUGUGCCGCGUAACCGUUGCGCUCUGCAGGAGUUCGACGGAAUGCCCGCACCACCGCCGUCGCCGCUUUGCCUGGCCUUCGGCUGCGGCGCGCGCCUGAGGUGCUCGAUGAUGGAACGCGUCUCUGUGAGCCCCGUGGGGAUCGGGCUAGGUGCGCCACCGGCACCUUCUCACCGGAGGCGAUGCGGGUCGACGUUCGCCAGCUUGACGCCGCGCGCGUCGGGGGCGCUCGGUGAGGCGACUUCCUCGGCCGCCUACGCCCCCCUACGCGCGUGCCGGGGCCGCUGGGCCAGCGUGUGCCUUGCGCGGCGGCUCAUUCGUGGGCUCCGCGCCGACAUGCGCACUGAGGAGUGAGGGACCAGGACCGACUGAGGUCAAGGAGAGGAAAGCUGCCCCGUUCGGUUGCUGCCGGCCACUGGCUGUGCGUGUGGCGGCCGGCCUCGCCUCAGGCCUCAGCGUUGGCGUGACGUCGUCGGGGAGAAUCGGAUAGCGCGUGGCGUGCCGACAUCAGGGUCUCCCAGGUCGCGCACUACCUUCGUCUUCGUCAGGCGCCAAGCUGCCCCGCAUUACGGAAAGGUUUUCUCCUGCAGUACACAACUGGUAGGCUCCAUGUCAUUGUCAGUCAGGGUCUCCAUUUCUUUCGCUGUCCAAGUAGUUGGUAAAGCAUCUAGUGCGUAGAAGAUUCGGGGCUUAGUAUCGUGAUAAACGAUGAAAUUGUUGCUUAAUAGUCAAGUCAGAGAUAACAUACUGCUUUUCCUUGGUUUUAUUUUAUCUGUGUAUGCGCAUGCGCAAGAUUUGUGUCAGGUCAAUAGGCUGUUGAAGGAUAGUGACUAUUCACGGCAGCUCCACAAGAUUACAAACACUGAUUAUUAAGAGGCACACUGAACCUACACCACUAGCUGCCCUCUGCACCAAAUUUUCUUGAGUUGAAAGUGGAUUAAUUCUCUUUACUCCAGGUCUUGUUCCAUUCCUGAGAAACACUGGGUUAAUGCUUAUUCUGAAAUGCCUGACCCAAGCUCAGGGUCCACAAUGUGAGCUGCGCCAGCUUUAGGUGCAUUAUUCUUUGCUGGUGAUCAUGAGAGACAAAUUUUGACCAUUGCCACAAGAGAGAGAGAGAGAGCAAUUGUAAGUGUUGUAACAAUUAUGUAGUACUUGUCUCCUCACUGUUGCUGGGGCAUAAUCAUGUAGCAUGACAAGAUCUUUUUUUAAUUGGAAAAUACCUGACUUAGUUCCUUGGACGUUGACUUUUGCGUCUACGUUUGCGGCUAAGGACAACCUAGUAAGAAGGUCUCUCUUUAUGUUCUGUGCUCACAAGGUUGGACAAGAAGCAUGAAGCUGAGUGUUGCUGUUCUCUUAUUCUCCAUUUUGCAGUAUACCAGUGGCCAGCCAGAUAGCCGAGGUUUCAUAAGCAUUGAUUGUGGCAUCCCGGAAAACUCUUCGUACCAAGAUCUCACUUCAACCAUAAUAUAUGUCUCUGACCAUGGUUUCAUCAGCUCGGGAGAAAACAGCAACAUCUCCUCAGAUUACAUCAGCCCAUCACUAGCACAGCGCUAUUAUAAUGUCCGCUUCUUUCUAGAUGGCACGCGGAAUUGCUAUACCUUGAGAUCCUUGGUUGCCGGAAACAAGUAUUUUGUUCGUGCAGCCUUCUAUUAUGCAAACUAUGAUGGCCUGAACAAGCUUCCUGUUUUUGAUCUAUACAUGGGGGCAACUUAUUGGAAUGAAGUUAAGUUCAGGGAUGCAGGUUCAAUUAAUUGGAUGGACAUCAUAGUUGUGGCUCCUGCUGAUUACCUGCAAGUUUGUUUAGUGAACAAAGGGACAGGAACUCCGUUUAUCUCUGGGCUGGAUUUGAGGCCACUGAAGAGUACUCUUUACCCAGAGGCAAAUGCUAGUCAAUCCCUGGUGCUGAUCAAUGCCAAUCGGUUUAACAUGGGGCCCACAGACAAGUCUGUAGUUCGGUACCCAUUGGAUCCCCAUGAUCGUAUCUGGUUGACAUAUGGUGCCAUCCCAACCUGGAACGAGGCAUCUGCUACAUCUGUUGUUCGGAAUUACCUUACUGAUCCCUAUGAUGUGCCAUCUGCCGUCAUGCAAAAUGCUGCAACACCUUCCAAUAGUUCAAUAAUUAAUUUCUCAUGGGGUCCAUCUGAUCAGUCUGUGAAUAUCAGCUCCAGAUACUUCUUUGUUUUCUACUUUGCUGAGUUGCAGCGUGUAGCAAGCGAUGAACUGCGACAGUUUGAUAUCAUUGUCAAUAACAGCACAUGGAACAAAAAACCUUACACUCCACCAUACCUAUUUGCUGAUUCAUUUUCAGGUACGGUUCAGGGGCAAGCGCAGAAUAACAUCUCACUUGUUGCUACGAAAAACGCAACACUCCCACCAAUUCUCAAUGCCAUGGAGAUGUAUUUGGUGAAACCGAUAGAUGAAAUUGCAACCGACCCUGGAGAUGCUAGAGCCAUGAUUGCAAUCCAGGAAGCUUUUGGUGUGAGCAAAAACUGGAUGGGUGACCCAUGUGCUCCAAAAGCUUUUGCAUGGGAAGGAUUGGACUGUACUGAUCCUUCAACUGGUAUUCCAAGAAUAACAGCAUUAAACUUGUCUUCAAGUGGUUUGGCCGGUCCCAUCACUACCUAUUUUGGAGAUCUGAAAGCACUCCAGUACCUGGAUUUGUCACACAAUAACUUGUCUGGCUCCAUUCCAAAUUAUCUUGGGCAGCUUCCAUUUCUAGUGUUUCUGGAUCUCUCCAGCAAUGAUCUUCGUGGACCAAUUCCUUACAUUCUUCUUCAAAAAUCCCACAAUGGGACUCUAUCACUAAGGCUUGGUAACAAUUCAAAUUUAUUUGGGAACGGCACUAACUAUGGAUCAGGUCCAAAGAAAAUGAAUGGGGCACUUCUCUCUGUAAUAAUCAUUCCAAUAGUUGCUGCCAUUGCCUUAUUUGUUAUCUUCACUGUUCUGCUGCUCCAAACACUCAAGGAAAAAGCUAGGAGAAGGGCUGCUGAUCCUAAAGAUGAAACAGCAUUACUUGAGAACCGAGAAUUCUCUUACAGAGAACUGAAGCAUAUUACAAAUAACUUUAGCCUAGAGAUUGGCAAAGGUGGGUUUGGAGCUGUCUUCCUUGGUUACUUGGAGAAUGGAAACCCAGUCGCUGUAAAAAUACGGUCAGAGUCAUCUUCACAAGGGGGCAAAGAGUUUCUGGCUGAGGCUCAACAUUUGACAAGGAUACACCACAAGAACUUGGUAUCAUUGAUUGGUUAUUGUAAGGACAAAAAUCAUUUUGCCCUUGUCUACGAGUACAUGCGUGAAGGGAACCUGCAGGAUCAUCUGAGAGACACUUCUACUCACAAACCACUCACUUGGGAGCAACGCCUUCAAAUCGCCCUUGAUGCUGCUCAAGGUCUGGAGUACCUGCAUGUUGCAUGUAAACCAGCACUGAUUCACAGAGAUGUGAAGAGUAGGAACAUCCUCUUGACCACCGACCUUGGGGCUAAGAUUGCUGAUUUUGGUCUGACCAAGGCUUUCAGUGACUCAGAAACACAUAUCACCACUGAACCAGCUGGUACAAUGGGCUACUUAGAUCCUGAGUAUUACCGCAGUUACCGGAUCAGCGAGAAGAGUGACGUUUUCAGCUUUGGUGUCGUUCUCCUGGAGCUCAUGACAGGCCAUUCCCCGAUUGUCCCCAUAAACGACAGCGUGAGCAUCCACAUUGGCGAGUGGGUGCAGCAAUACCUCGACCAAGGCAGCAUCGAUAGCAUCAUAGAUUCAAGCAUGGGGUGCGACUACGACAUCAACUCCGUCUGGAAAGUGGCCGACCUGGCGCUGCACUGCAAGCAAGAAGUCUCCAGGGAACGACCUACGAUGACAGAUGUGGUGGCACAGAUCAAGGAGAGUAUGGAGCUUGAGGCCCGCCGCCACGAUCUCCAGGGAACGACCUACCAUGACAAAUGUGGUGAUGGUCUGAGCUAUGCCGGCGAGAGGAACGCGUUUGAGGUAGAAGGAAGCGUUGGGGAGAUAUCAGAGGCCUCUCCUGGGCCGGCAAUGAGAUAGAUUCUUAUCUUUUGCUGAAGUGCUAGAUAUUGAGCAGGUUACAGAGGCAAUGAGAUAAGUAGGUUUAGAAUUUGCUGGUACAGAAUGUUCCCUAGUACUAGAAAGAUAUUAUAGAGAAAAAUCGUUGAUGCAAGAUUAAAACCAUUUGGAAGGCGUGCAUGUUAAAAAAAUUCUCAAUUAUUUAUAGGUGA